UUGUUAUUACAGCUGUGCGGAGCACACUGCAGGUCACUUCAUCAGCCUUCUCUUUAUAAAAAAGUAUUUUCAUUAAAUCCCCGGGUAUUAGUAACUUGCUCACCCCAAACACAAGGGACAACUAAAGUAAUUAAUGACCAAGGGCCUGAUAAGAGAUGUGCGCCGCCGUGUAUGCUCUGUCAACGGUAACGGGCUACGUGCUCACAUCUACUCUGCUGCUGAAAUGUCCAGCUCUCUUGCACCGAAGGAAGCGAGAGCCUUUCUUUGGCAGACACAUUUCCCAUCGUGGAGGGGCAGGAGAAAACCUGGAGAACACCAUGACGGCUUUUAAACAUGCUGUGGAUCUUGGCACAGACAUGCUGGAGUUGGACUGCCACCUGACAAAAGAUGAACAGGUUGUGGUUUCACAUGAUGCCAAUUUACAAAGAGUCUGUGGCGUCAACGCUGACAUCUCUCAGAUGGCUUUUGCUGAACUCCCUCCUUAUCUCUGCAAGCUGGAUGUAACUUUUCAAAGAGAGUGUUUCUGUGAAGGAGGAGAGGACAAACGCAUCCCUCUCCUCAGGGAUGUUUUUGAUGCCUUCCCAAAUACUCCCAUCAACAUUGACAUCAAGGUCAACAACGACGCACUUAUCAAGAAGGUUUCUGAGCUUGUUGUUAAGUAUGACAGGGAGCAACUGACUGUCUGGGGCAACGCCAGCAACCAAAUUGUCAAAAAGUGUUACAAACAGAACCCUCAUAUUCCAGUGUUGUUCAGCCUCCCUAGAGUGUUGCAGCUGUUAGGUCUCUUCUACACAGGCCUCCUGCCCUUCGUUCCUCUCAAGGAGCAGUUCCUGGAGAUCCCCAUGCCCUCCAUUGUAACAAAGCUAAAAGAUCCUCACAGAUUAACCAGGCGUCAGCAAUUCAUCACCUGGCUGGCAGAUACUUUGCUGAUGAGGAAAGCUCUUUUCCAGCAUUUGACAGCCAGGGGAAUACAGGUGUACAUUUGGGUGCUGAAUGAUGAGGAGGACUUUCAGAGGGCAUUUGACUUGGGAGCCACAGGAGUUAUGACAGAUUUUCCCACCAGGCUUAAGGACUUUAUGGACAGGAAUGCCAUUUCUAAGCUCCAGUGACCUGACAAAUUCUAGCUCAUCCCGUCUCACGAGUGUGUAUCCUUCAUGCUGACUGACCUACAACACCGGCUCCCACAUGCACCCACUUUUACCGCAUGCAUUCCAGGAGCGCCAGUCUGCCAUUGUAUUUCACAAAUGUGAGAUAACAAUUUUUGUUUUUGGUUGUGUUAUAAACUUUUGUACUUGUUGUAUCAAAAAGAAAUCCUCUUCUGUGUUAAUUCAGACAUUUAAAAAAAUAAAAAAAGUAUUUCACCUUUUUUAAUGAUGUGAAAGGUGAAUUUAUAGGGGAGCAAUUUCAUAUAAAUCAACAGACAUUUCUAUUGCAGGUGGGUCAAAUCUAAAAUUAUAUUUUGUAUUUUUGAUCAAGUUUAUGGGUUCAAAAAGGGCUACUCAAAAAUGUUAUACAGCUGCCACCUGUUUAUGGGAACCAGUAUGUUCCUGGUCCACAUCUCUGGACAAAUUUCAUAGAGAUUUUCAAUGGAUACUGGCACCCUAGAUUAUAAAAGUAGAAAAAACCUAUCUUUAAAUAGUACAAUUAUCUACAAUAUUACAAUGAUCUGUUCUUCCAAUUAUGAAUGAUUGAAACAAAGUUCCUUAUACACAAAGCAUCUAACCACAAAGCAAAAAAAAUGAAGCAAUUUAUUUAUGUUUUUAAAGUAGCUUCACGAAACCCAUAAACUUGUCUUUUAAUUUAGAUGCAAUAAAAUGUUUGCCUGCUCUGUGUGUAUUACCUUUUCUGGGUUGUGUGGGAGGUGGGAGUUUGGCUGUACUGUACAUCUGUAUAUGACACGGGGUGAAAUGAUUAUUGUUAUUUAAUACUUUAAGAAAAAAAAACCCACAACGCCUUUUUCAAGUAAUUCUAUAAAGGUAAGAAACCUUUAACCACUAAAUUAUUGAACUGUCAAGUUUUCUUGGUGUUGAAUUCCAUAUGAGAUCAAUUAUGACUUCAUACCAACAGGAAACGGCAGCAGAGGCAGAUUCAGUUUGUCCAUUUACAGUACUGUAUUGAGUACUACUUGUGUUUUAUAUGUGUGUAGUUUCUACUAUAUAGAGUUGUAUUUGAAUUUUAUGACUUGUUAGUUAACUAGCACAGAAUUCUUUGCACAAAAUAAGAAUCUUUCUAUUUCUGUUUGACAUGUAUAUCAGUGUGAUUGUGAUCAUAUCUAAAUAUAAGUAUUUUGAUAGUCUGGUAGAGGCAAUGGUGUGUGUGUUUUACUGAUGACUUCAGCACUGUCAUUUGUAGUGAAAAUGUUUAAAUGACAGCAAGGGUAACUGCUGCAUUAUCACUGAAGGUCAGUGCACAUGCAGAACAGUGUAACAGGAUUAUUUUUCAUGUACCCGUGACGAUCUCCAAUCCAAACUUGUGAGCACGUGUUGAGGGUCUGUAUUGAAUGUAGAAGGCUGAAUGUACUCUCAGAUGUUUGCUAUUUUACAAUCAAAAAAGUAUUGAGUUUCCUGUCAUUCAUUUUGCUGUGGGACAUUUAGUGUUACUGAUGUGAAAUGUGCUUGUCUGAUUUAUUUAUUUUUUUCUUGACAAUUUGACAAUAAUUUUACAAACAUAGGGAAUAUUUUGAUCACAUUCUGUGCUGCACUGAGUGUACUUUGAUUUGACUUAGAAUAAGCUUUUGUGCCAUUGACAGAAUCGACCUGGCAGCUUGGCUUUAUCAAUGCAAUCUGUCAUUUGAUUUGCUCAGAAAUAAUAAAGAAACAUUUUGUAUCCAUAUUAAUUAGCACUUAA
This is a messenger RNA of Cololabis saira (Pacific saury), 2847 nucleotides long. RefSeq names its product glycerophosphodiester phosphodiesterase domain containing 1 (gene gdpd1). Gene Ontology annotation, molecular function: phosphatidylcholine lysophospholipase A1 activity; phosphoric diester hydrolase activity. The record is from RefSeq and is a predicted model, not a curated record. Bases 156 to 1109 code for a protein of 317 amino acids. NCBI's taxonomy places the organism in Eukaryota, Metazoa, Chordata, Actinopteri, Beloniformes, Belonidae. Gene Ontology annotation, cellular component: endoplasmic reticulum membrane. The transcript has 11 exons. Gene Ontology annotation, biological process: glycerophospholipid catabolic process; N-acylethanolamine metabolic process.